Messenger RNA from Cokeromyces recurvatus, 933 nucleotides. Its product is annotated as Spo11/DNA topoisomerase VI subunit A. The transcript has 6 exons. Bases 1 to 933 code for a protein of 310 amino acids. Gene Ontology annotation, molecular function: DNA topoisomerase type II (double strand cut, ATP-hydrolyzing) activity; ATP binding; DNA binding. Gene Ontology annotation, cellular component: nuclear chromosome. The record is from RefSeq and is a predicted model, not a curated record. NCBI's taxonomy places the organism in Eukaryota, Fungi, Mucoromycota, Mucoromycetes, Mucorales, Mucoraceae. Gene Ontology annotation, biological process: meiotic DNA double-strand break formation; meiotic DNA double-strand break processing; reciprocal meiotic recombination.
AUGAUAGAAGAAGAAGAAGUAGUUAUUAACAAUAGAAGUCAACAUGUACUUGAUCAUCAUAACUUACAAACAUCCUUUUGUAAAAUUAACUAUGAUGCAGCAGUAACUCAAAUAUUAUUUCCUACUUCUACUGGUAGUCAGCAACUAUUCACUACAGUCCAAAAAUCGCGUGAAUCAGUCAUGUCUGAUAUAGAGGAUACAAUUGAGCAAAUUAUUACAUCUAUUAUGAUAGGUGAACCCAUUAAAUUACCAUUUUUAACGAGAAAACUUGGCUCUACUCAACAGCACAAAAAAGAAAAAGAAGACAUUAACAAUGAUUUAAAUCCACACUAUAAUACUACUGAAGAAGUUGUCAAUAAUGUUAGAUAUUUAUCUUUGUCUAAUGCUGUGUCCACAAAAGCAUUAGCUCGCUAUAUAUCUGUGUUACAAAUGAUUUAUGAAGCUAUUGCUUAUCGAAUAAUGGUUACAAAACGAGAUAUGUUUUAUAGAGAUGUUCCACUCUUCGGUACUCAAGCUGUUAGUGCUGCUUCUAAAGGUCUCGUCUUUGGCCCUAUCAGAAUUAGAUUGAAAAAUAAUAAAAUUAUGGAUUGUAUGAGUAUUCACGAAGAAGAAGAUGAUUGUCAUGAUCAAGGAAUGCUUAUACCACCUAUCCAUCAAAUUCUUGAGAUACAAUCAAAAGCAAGCUGUAUGAUUGUUGUCGAAAAAGAGGGAAAAGGAUAUCCUGAUUUAUGUACAAGACAAUUCAUUAAACACUUUUCUACUUGUUACAGCAGUAAACCUAUUUUAGCUUUAAUGGAUAAUGAUCCUCAUGGUCUUGAUAUUUAUGCUACUUAUAAAUGGGGAGCAAGAGUGACUAUAGUCAAUACUAGUAAUAUAUUCAUCUAUUUAUCUUUAUAUAUAUAUAUAUAUAGGCUAUGGCGUUUGAUGUCUUGA